UAACGGGUAGUUCCGAUUACUAAAACUGACGAUGGCUUCAAGUGUCAUUUGUUUUAUCCCUCUAACACUUAAUGAAUGAAAACGAAACAAGCAGCCAUCUUAGUAGUUCGCUUCUAGCGCUUGGGCCGUGAGAUAAUAUAAACAAACAAGCAUUGUUCAUCCUAUUCAUAUCAGAAAAGUAAACAGAAGUAUAUGAGCCCACAACCAAAUAAUUGACUGGAUGUUACACAGGCUCUGAUGACAUCAGACUUCAUGUAAAGAAGAUUGUUAAAUUAAACGCACAAAUCUUCACAAUUGUUGAAUGUUUAGACUUUGAGACUAAAAAUUUGCAGCUGCAUGUUGUAGGUAAGGAUAAACAAUAUUAUUUGUAGCUUUUCAAAGGAAAAAACAAAUUUAAAAGAUCUAACAAUGGAUACAAUACCCAAAAAAUCUGGCUUUGCCCAAGGACAUCAUGAAGCCGAGAUCUGCUAUGGAGGUGAAGCUGACUUACACAAGCACUAUACCGGCUGUAAGAAGAAUCCAGGUCAUGUCAAUUUUAUACCUGUUAAUGAUUUUAACAUGGAUCAUCUCCCCUCACGUUAUCGUGAUGUCAUCAUGUUGGAGGUAAUCAAAGCUUUGUCUGCCCUAACUGUCCUGAUAAAGGUCAAGUACACCAGUCUAGACAGGCCAAAGUCUUUUCCAUGCUUCAGUGGUCAGUAUCCAUUUUAUAACACCAGAGGACGUGACGUGUUGAGGACAGGGACGGGGAGGGUGUGGCAGGUGGUCAAGUACACAGAGAGUGACAACAAGGGCACUUGUCCAUGUGGCAAGUGUCAACACUCGGACACACCCAGCAAAGUGUGGGGGGAGGUUUUUGUGAGCACAGCCACACACGUGGUGUUUGAUGAGAGUGAGGCGAGACAGACCAAGUGUGUUGUAGGUUUUGAUGACAAUAAAAGUCCUGGGGUCAGUCUUGAUGGCUGGGGGGUGAGGGGGGCAGACAUCGAGGGAGACGGGUGUAUGUUUACAUGUGUGUCAUGUGACUUAGAGUUGGUUGAUAAACUGGACAAGAUGUUGCAGCACUUUGAAGGUCUACGUGAGAAAUCAAGGGACAAAUACAGGAAAAUUUUUGGGUUGGACAAGUUGGCCGUUAUAGUGUCACAUCCUCAUGGCUGUUCUAAACAGGUCUCUGUAGGACAAUGGACAGACAGACAUGAGGGGAAAGUUUUGUACAAGUAUACAACAUGUACAUGUACAGGCUCCAGUGGAGCAUAUGUCUACUUGCCAGGAUAUGAUAGGUGGUCACAUCCCCACAGUGGAUCAAACUGUGAAGGAAAUUAUUGUGGAGAGGGUUGGUUAUUGUUGUAUUGAUUGAUCUGUACCUGUUAGUUCUCUCCCUUGUCUAAUGUAAAAAAAAAAUGGCGACUCCCUACAUUAUAUUUUCUUUCAUUUUCAUGUCUUUUGUUUAGAGCUGCUAGACACAUAAACAAAAUUAUAAUUAUAAACAGAUGCUUAAUUCUGAAAACUUGUGCUUUUCUAUAUUGUAUUAUUAAUUAUAAGAAUGCUGAUACUAACAAUAUGCAAACUGAUGUCAAUAAACGGUUUGAAGAUUA
This is a messenger RNA of Physella acuta, 1592 nucleotides long. RefSeq lists its product as uncharacterized. The record is from RefSeq and is a predicted model, not a curated record. NCBI's taxonomy places the organism in Eukaryota, Metazoa, Mollusca, Gastropoda, Physidae.